This is a messenger RNA of Solea senegalensis (Senegalese sole), 449 nucleotides long. Its product is annotated as cytochrome c oxidase assembly protein COX14 homolog. NCBI's taxonomy places the organism in Eukaryota, Metazoa, Chordata, Actinopteri, Pleuronectiformes, Soleidae. The coding region runs from base 11 to 181 and encodes 56 amino acids. The record is from RefSeq and is a predicted model, not a curated record. The transcript has a single exon.
GAUCCUCAUUAUGGUGACUGGAAAGCGUUUGGCUGACAUCGGCUACCGGGCUUUUUCUGGCUCCAUGAUGCUGCUGACGGUAUACGGAGGAUACCUAGCUGUAAUGCGAGGGUACAGAUACAUGCAAAGGCAAAAACAGCUGAAGCUGGCAGCAGAAAACCAGGAUCAAGUCAAAGACUAAGGCGAGAUGGAUUCAUCUCCUUUUUGCAUAGAUGUGGACAUUUUCCCUUUUCUCCAUUUUUUUGUCAUUUACUGAAUCAGGAAGAUGUUUAUUCUUAUUAGGACAUUUGUCAACUAAAUUAUGAGGCUGGUGUGUCCUCUAAUGGAAGAUGAACCACACACAUUGUUUGUACGUAUCACUGGCCUCCUUCAUGUCCAAGUUAUGACUUGCACUCUUCAAGAGGUGAAGAUGGAUGUAAUUAUGUUAUAUUAAAUGCCUUUAAACCACA